This is a messenger RNA of Panicum virgatum (switchgrass), 1831 nucleotides long. RefSeq names its product UDP-glycosyltransferase 76F1-like. NCBI's taxonomy places the organism in Eukaryota, Viridiplantae, Streptophyta, Magnoliopsida, Poales, Poaceae. Bases 313 to 1752 code for a protein of 479 amino acids. The transcript has 2 exons. The record is from RefSeq and is a predicted model, not a curated record. Gene Ontology annotation, molecular function: UDP-glycosyltransferase activity.
CAGCAGGUGCCUCCAAACAAGAGCGCGUGCUGCUUCCUUGCAAGCCUGCAUUUCCCAAACUGACCUUGCAUAUCAAAUCCUCUCGACGAUCUCGCGCUUCUUCCUCCCAAUCCCAACCCCAACGCAAUUCCUUGCGAUUUUUUCCCCCUUUUUGGUUCGAUCGAUCCCGUUCCCUGAUCCCGUCUCGAUGUGACGCAUCAUCGAUCCAUGUGGUCCUUAUCCCGAUCGCCUCGAGUCAAAUCAUUUUAUAAUACGCACCCACCUGCUGCGCUCCAAGGCAGCACGCACGCAAAGCUAGUUUCUUGAGCAGCCAUGGCGACGGCGGGGGAGGCGGCGUCUCCGGCGGGCUCCGGCGGCGGGCGCCGGCGGCGCGUGCUGCUGUUCCCGGUGCCGUUCCAGGGCCACCUCACCCCGAUGCUGCAGCUGGCCGGGGCGCUGCAUGCGCGGGGCGGCGGCGGCCUGGGCGUCACCGUGUUCCAUGCCGCCUUCAACGCGCCCGACCCGGCGCGCCACCCCGCGGGGUUCCGCUUCGUCCCCGUCGGGGAGGGCGUGCCGUCGGCCGACCUGGUCCCGUCCGGCAGCGACGCGGACUUCGCCGGCGCGCUGCUGCGGAUCGACGACCGCCUCCGUGAGCCGUUCCGGGAGUGCCUGCGCCAGGCGCUCGCCGAGGAGGAGGAGGAGGAGGAGGAGGGCGGCGGGGCGGCGGCGGCGUGCCUGGUGGUGGACUCCAACCUGCGCGGGAUACAGCUGGUGGCGGAGGAGCUCGGCGUGCCGACGCUGGUCCUGCGCACCGGCGGCGCCGCCUGCCUCGUCGCCUACAUGGCGUUCCCGGUGCUCUGCGACAAGGGCCUCCUCCCGCCGGCGUCCCAAGAUAAGGCCCAGUUGGACAUGCCAUUGGAUGAGCUUACACCACUACGGUUGAGAGACGUGGUGUUCUCGGCCCCUGCUAUGCAUGGUAAUAUGACGAGAUGCCUACAGCGUUUAGUGGAUGCAGCGAGGAAUUCUUCCGGUGUCAUCCUCAACACCUUCCAAGACCUUGAGGAUUCAGAUAUCCAAAAGAUCACCAGUGGCCUCGGUGUUCUGGUGUACACGAUAGGGCCGCUUCACAAGAUUUCGUCAGGCACUGAGAGCAGCUUGCUAGCACAAGACCAGACUUGCUUGAAGUGGUUGGACAAGCAAGAGGCUGACUCUGUUCUUUAUGUGAGCUUGGGGAGCUUGGCGUCUAUGGAUGAGAAGGAACUGUUGGAGACAGCAUGGGGCUUGGCCAACAGCCAGAGGCCGUUUCUGUGGGUGAUCCGCCAUAACAUGGUCAAGUCCUUAUCACACGAGGUGAGCCUGCCGGAUGGCUUUGAGGAGGCGACCCAUGGUAGGGGAAUGGUGGUGCCAUGGGCCCCACAGCAAGAGGUUCUUGCUCACCAUGCCAUUGGCGGCUUCUGGACUCACAAUGGAUGGAACUCGACUCUGGAGAGCAUUUGCGAGGGUGUUCCGAUGAUAUGCAGGCCCCAAUUUGCCGACCAGACGAUAAAUAUGAGGUACGUCCAAGAAGUGUGGAAGAUAGGAUUUGAGCUAGAAGGGGAGUUGGAGAGGGGGAAGAUCGAGAUGGCAAUUACCAAGUUACUGUGCACGGAAGAAGGUAGACAGAUGAGACAGAGGGCCAGGGAUCUGAGGGACAAAGCUGCGAAGUGCAUCGAGGAAGAAGGCUCUUCCCAAUCUGCAAUAGAGUUGCUGCUGAAGCGCAUAAUGUCAUUUUAGAUAUAUUUUUUCAUGUAUAUGAAGAAACUAUUGUUGUUAUUAGAUGUAUUUAUUGCGAGGAACCUCCGUUUGAUCUUGA